AAGAUCCAUCAAAAUCAUCACCAUCUUCAACAUUACAAGAAAACACACAUACACACAGACUUCUUUGAUUUCCUCGCCUCUGAUCAGUGUGAUCACCAAGUUACAUUCAAGGACAAAAAAGAAUGGGAAUCCUUAUUGAAGAAACCUUAAGCGCCAACUCCAAAUCCCAAACUGUUAUUGAUGAUGAUAAUGAGUUGGGUUUGAUGGCCGUGAGACUAGCCAAUGCCGCAGCCUUUCCAAUGGUUCUCAAAGCUGCUCUUGAGCUCGGUGUCUUUGACAUUCUUUACGCCGAAGCAGCUCGCACCAACUCGUUCCUCUCACCAUCUGAGAUAGCGAGUAGGCUACCAACUACACCACGUAACCCUGAGGCCCCGGUUUUGUUGGACCGGAUGCUUCGUCUACUUGCUAGCUACUCCAUGGUCAAAUGCAGUAAGGUCUCAUCCGGGAAGGAAGAGAGAGUCUAUAGAGCCGAGCCAAUUUGUAGAUUUUUCUUGAAAGAUAACAUUCAAGAUAUUGGAUCCCUUGCUUCUCAAGUCAUUGUGAAUUUCGACAGUGUCUUCCUCAACACUUGGGCACAAUUAAAAGAUGUGGUGCUAGAAGGAGGAGAUGCAUUUGGCCGUGCACAUGGUGGCAUGAAACUCUUCGACUAUAUGGGAACAGAUGAGAGAUUUAGCAAGCUCUUUAACCAAACCGGAUUUACAAUUGCGGUUGUGAAGAAGGCUCUUGAAGUUUACCAAGGCUUCAAAGAUGUGAAUGUGUUGGUUGAUGUUGGAGGUGGGGUUGGUAACACCCUUGGUGUUGUUACUUCUAAGUAUCCAAAUAUUAAGGGUAUCAACUUUGAUCUGACUUGUGCCUUGGCACAAGCACCUUCUUACCCUGGGGUGGAACAUGUCCCUGGAGAUAUGUUCGUGGAUGUUCCAAAAGGAGAUGCCAUGAUCUUGAAACGUAUACUUCAUGAUUGGACCGACGAAGAUUGCAUUAAGAUUCUUAAGAAUUGCUGGAAAUCACUACCGGAGAACGGUAAAGUUGUUGUCAUAGAACUAGUCACUCCUGAUGACGCUGAGAAUGGAGAUAUCAAUGCGAACAUUGCCUUUGAUAUGGACAUGUUGAUGUUCACACAAUGUUCCGGGGGAAAAGAGAGAUCACGAGCUGAGUUUGAAGCUUUAGCCAUGGAAGCAGGCUUUACUCAUUGCAAGUUCGUUUGUCAAGCUUACCACUGCUGGAUUAUUGAGUUUUGCAAAUAAAAUGUGUUGUAUAUAAUACUAAAUCUUCAACAGUUUGUCGAUUUCAUCUUUGUUUCAGUUCCUUGUUUGAGUGUGACUUUGUCAUUGACUCCAAAGCAAUGAAAUAAAAAAACAUCUCUUUGCUACAA
Molecule: messenger RNA, 1372 nt
Organism: Brassica napus (rape)
Lineage: Eukaryota; Viridiplantae; Streptophyta; Magnoliopsida; Brassicales; Brassicaceae
Product: indole glucosinolate O-methyltransferase 4
Exons: 3
Coding region: 123-1244 (373 amino acids)
Biological process (GO): methylation
Molecular function (GO): protein dimerization activity; O-methyltransferase activity; S-adenosylmethionine-dependent methyltransferase activity
Source: RefSeq, a predicted model, not a curated record